GCCACGCAGGCUUCGACAGCCCCAAUAGCAGCGAUUGCUACGCAGACGUACCAUACAAUCAAACCACGUCAAUGCGGCGGCAUUGCAACCCAAACCCCGACACACUUCUGGGCGUGCAAUCGCGGAACCACCAACAUCGCGUUCGUCACCAUUUCCAAAAUCCUAUCUAGCAAAAAAAAAUACCUAACGCCGGACGAAUUGUGCGUGGCGAAUAUUGAGGACAGGCUACUUGCCUGGACCAAAAAAUAUCCGUCUUCUUCUAUUAAUCAAAUUCGGGAACAAGUCGAGCGUCUUUACCAAAACACCCCAAAAAUCUCGGCUCAACUUGCAAAAAAACUCCAGUCAGCGACCUCGUUAGAAACCUUUCAACGAGAGCAUCAUUUUAACGUCCUUUGUUUCCAAACCUCCGAGCCCUCUAUCUUGCACUGCAACACAUCGCCAGCGUCGCCGCAAAAAUGUUUGCUUGAGUCUCCCUAUACUGUGCCUUAA
Molecule: messenger RNA, 489 nt
Organism: Pyricularia grisea
Lineage: Eukaryota; Fungi; Ascomycota; Sordariomycetes; Magnaporthales; Pyriculariaceae
Exons: 2
Source: RefSeq, a predicted model, not a curated record